AUUUCAAUUUUUUGCAAGGAUGUGAUGUUACCUGGUUGGUUUAUUUUAGAAGUGGACUAUUGAAGCCAUAAUGAAAUCGGCAACCUGCAAUUGCCUAUAUAUUGAAAACGGUGUACUUUCAUUCUGAAUCAGGUGCAUGCACUUGUUGUUAGCUUUUCCUCUCCCACCCCACCCAAAAUCGAUUGCGGUGGAAUAAAAUGCAUGAUCGAUACUGUUUUACAAUCGUGUUUUUCUUUGAAAUUAUCAACAAAAAUGCUGAAAAUUAAAAUAUACAUUGUUUUUGCGUUACUGCACACAAUGAGUUGUACAAAUGUCGUAACUCAAGAUUUGGACAAUAUUGAGUUUUCACCUGGUCCAACAUGGGCUCCUGUAUCUGCAGAGGAAAUUAAAGAAACAUUAACAAGGACAAAGAUAAUCCCUGACGCGCUAGAUAAAGCGCCUGACUAUAAUGCAAAUAUCUUGUGGUACGAUUUACCUAUGGGAUUUGGAAGAACUUUAGUUCCAUAUGAAGUAAUUUACUUUCCUUCAUGGUUUCAAUGGCCUCAUGACAAAGAAAAGCUUUACACAUUUGUAAUGACAGAUUUUCACAGAUAUGUCGUGACAGUUUUUGAACAACCCUAGAAACUUCCAAUAGAUUUCAAUUCAAUAAAAUAUUUAAAAUCAGAAUCAGCGAUUCAAAAUAGGACAAAAUUUUCAACCCGAAAGUUUGCGACUACAUUUAAGUUAGGAGAUCCUAUCGCCGUAGAUUUUGCGUUCGUUAAUGUUUCAGGACCGACAGAGUGAACAGCGCUACAUGACUAAAUGUAAACAUGCACACGAAGACAUCUAAAAUUAAUGCACCUGAGAAAAAUCAAAUUGUUGCGAGAAAGCAGCUUGGUUAUUUCAUCAUCUGGUUUUGCAGUUUUACAAUAUUAAGACAUUUCAUGUUCCAAGACUUUAACGUGCACGUUGAAAAUAUGAAGCAUGAGGAAGGAAGCAUACACAUUUGUAUGAAUGUAACAGCCCACUUGGAGCUUGAGGCACGAGAAACGCCUUCAUUUUUCAUGACAGGCAAAAUAUCCUUGGAGCAGAUAAACUUGCAUUUAGGCGCUACCAUUGACAAGCAGUGAAAAGUAUUCAAUAUUGAGGCUGUGUCGUGACACACAGUGUAACUUACACUUCGUGGUAAAAAAACUAACUUUUGAGACCUUUUCACCGCAUUUGAAUUGUACACUUUGCCUAAUUUUUUCUCGAAUGAUACAUUCUUAAACAAAAACUGAGGAUUAUAAUGCCAUUUAUUUUUGAAGCGCCCCCGUAGGUUGUAAAGAAUUUACUCAUAAAAUGGCAAAAGACAAGAAAUUGCCUAAAUUCAUGUUAAAAAUUAUAAAAAAAACAUGAGAGGCUACUAGGCAACGUGCAAUGCACGAAGUUAUACUAAUUUUAGUUUAUACCGUUAGUUUAUGGUGUGACUUAAACAAUUUGAGGUUCGCUUGAUUAACUUCAUUGCUUAAAGUUUGAUUUUUUUUAGAAUAUUUUGUCCCGCAUUUAAAGUUAGAUGAAUAUUUAACUGCUAUUUUUUACAAA
Molecule: messenger RNA, 1563 nt
Organism: Bemisia tabaci
Lineage: Eukaryota; Metazoa; Arthropoda; Insecta; Hemiptera; Aleyrodidae
Source: RefSeq, a predicted model, not a curated record